GCAGCCCCGCCUCGCUAACAUGGCGGCACCCAGUUGGGGCGUGUUCGUUCUCUUCGAGUGUUGGCCGGGGUGGGAGUCUGGGCUUUAGGCAGGUAGUAUUUAGUUUCACAAUGUUUGGGGACCUGUUUGAAGAGGAUUAUUCCAGUGUAUCAAAUAACCAAUACGGAAAAGGGAAGAAAUUAAAGACUAAAGCUUUGGAGCCACCUGCUCCUAGAGAAUUCACCAAUUUAUGUGGAAUCAGAAAUCAGGGCGGAACCUGUUACCUCAAUUCCCUUCUUCAGACUCUUCAUUUCACACCUGAAUUCAGAGAAGCUUUAUUUUCUCUUGGACCGGAGGAGCUUGGUUCAUUCGAGGAUAAGGAUAAACCUGAUGCAAAGGUUCGAAUCAUCCCUUUACAAUUACAGCGCUUGUUUGCUCAGCUUCUGCUCUUAGACCAGGAAGCUGCAUCCACAACAGACCUCACGGACAGCUUUGGAUGGACCAGCAAUGAGGAAAUGAGGCAACAUGAUGUUCAGGAACUCAAUCGAAUUCUCUUCAGUGCUUUGGAAACUUCUUUAGUCGGGACCUCUGGCCAUGACCUCAUUAGCCGUCUGUAUCAUGGAACCAUUGUUAACCAGAUCGUUUGUAAAGAAUGCAACAACGUCAGUGAGAAGCAGGAAGACUUCUUAGAUCUAACAGUAGCGGUCAAAAACGUAUCUGGUUUGGAAGAUGCACUCUGGAACAUGUAUGUAGAAGAGGAAUUUUUUGACUACGACAAUUUAUACCACUGUGGAACUUGUGACAGGCUGGUUAAAGCAGCAAAGUCGGCCAAAUUACGUAAGCUGCCUCCCUUUCUUACUAUUUCAUUACUAAGAUUUAAUUUUGAUUUUGUGAAGUGUGAACGCUACAAGGAAACUAGCUGUUAUACAUUCCCUCUCCGGAUCAAUCUCAAGCCUUUUUGUGAACAGAGUGAAGUGGAUGACUUAGAAUAUAUAUAUGACCUCUUCUCAGUUAUUAUACAUAAAGGUGGCUGCUAUGGAGGACAUUAUCAUGUGUAUAUUAAAGAUGUUGAUCAUUUGGGAAACUGGCAAUUUCAGGAGGAAAAAAGUAAACCAGACGUGAAUUUGAAAAAUCUUCAGAAUGAAGAAGAGAUUGAUGAUCCAUUGGUGAUUCUAAGAGCAAUCUUAUUACAGGAGGAGAAUAAUCUAAUUCCUGUUGAUCAGCUGGGCCAGAAACUCUUGAAAAAGAUAGGAUUAUCUUGGAACAAGAAGUACAGAAAACAGCAUGGACCACUGCGAAAGUUCUUACAGCUCCAUUCUCAGAUAUUUCUUCUCAGUUCAGAUGAAAGUACAGUUAGUCUACUGAAGAACCAUUCUUUCCAGGCUGAGCCUGAUUUCCAAAGGAAUGAUCAAAAAAUUUUCAAGACUUGCACUUCAGAAGCCCCAGGAUUAAAUGAUAGUACCUGCUGUCCCCACUGGUUUGAUAUAAAUGAUUCCAAAGUUCAGCCAAUCAAGGAAGAGGAUAUUAAACAGCAAUUUCAGGGUAAAGAAAGUGCCUACAUGUUGUUUUAUCGAAAAUCACAGUUGCAGAGACCCCCUGAAGCUCGAGCUAAUCCAAGAUACAUGGUUCCAUGUCAUUUGCUGAAUGAAAUGGAUGCAGCCAACAUUGAACUGCAAACAAAAAGGGCAGAAUGUGAUUCUGCAAACAAUGAUUUUGAAUUGCAUCUUCACCUGGGCCCUCAAUAUCAUUUCUUCAAUGGGGCUCUACACCCAGUAGUCUCUCAAACAGAAAGCAUGUGGGAUUUGAUCUUUGAUAAAAGAAAAACUUUAGGAGAUCUCCGACAAUCCAUAUUUCAGCUGUUAGAAUUUUGGGAAGGAGACAUGGUUCUUAGUGUCGCAAAGCUUGUACCAGCAGGACUUCACCUUUAUCAGACACUUGAUGGAGAUGAACUGACACUGUGUGAAACUGAAAUUGCUGAUGGGGAAGACAUCUUUGUAUGGAAUGGGGUGGAGGUUGGCGGAAUCCAGAUUCAAACUGGUAUUGACUGCGAACCUCUGGUUUUAAAUGUUCUUCAUCUAGAAACAAGCAGGCAAGGAGAAAAUUGUCAGCAGAUAGUAGAAGCUCCACAUGUCUUUCCUUCUAACGCAGAAGUGGGCACUCUGUUCACAGCCUUAGCAAUGCCAGUAGGUGUCCUCCUCACAAGCAGUGCUGAGUCUGCAGGUGAAGAGAGAUGGGCUGCUGUUCCCAAAGAGGACAUGAAGAAGACAUUCAGAGAACUAGGUCUCAGAAACGGAAGCUCGAUUUUAAUUCAGGAUUCUAAAAAUGAUAACAGUUUGUUGCCCAAACAAGGGAAACAGAGCCCUAGUGUGAAUGAGAUGGACUGGCUCCAAGUUAAAAAUUUAUGCCAAUUAGAAUCUGAAGAGAAGCAAGUUAAAAUAUCAGCAACUGUUAACACAGUGGUGCUUGAUAUUCGAAUUAAAGCCAUAAAGGAAUUUAAAUUAAUGAAGGAACUAGCUGAGAACAGCUGUUUGAGACCUAUUGAUAGAAAUGGGAAGCUUCUUUGUCCAGUGCCAGACAGUUAUACUUUGAAGGAAGCAGAGUUGAAGAUGGGGAGUUCAUUGGGACUGUGUCUUGGAAAAGCACCCACUUCCUCUCAGCUGUUCCUGUUUUUUGCUAUGGGGAGUAAUGUUCAACCUGGGACAGAGAUGGAAAUCAUAGUAGAAGAAACAACAUCUGUGAGAGAUUGUUUAAAGAUAAUGCUGGAGAAAUCUGGCCUACCAGGAGAUACAUGGCAUUUACGAAAAAUGGAUUGGUGCUUUGAAGCUGGGGAGCCUUUAUAUGAAGAAGAUGCAACACUGAAAGAGCUUAUGAUAUGUUCUGGAGAUACGUUGCUUGUAAUUGAAGGAAAACUUCCUCCUCCGGGUUUCCUGAAGGUGCAUAUCUGGUGGUACCAGCCUCGGGGUCCCUCAGAACACUGGAAGAGUCAUCAGGACCGGACCAACUGUAUGCCUUCCCAAGACAGGGUAUGGAGAGCUGCUUCUACUCAAGGUGCUCCUGGAAACGUGCCCGUGGAAGUUUCUCUCCUCUACUUGGGAGAUGUGGAAAUCUCAGAAGAUGCCUCUCUCGUGGAUCUGAAGUCUCAGGCCAUGACCUUGCCCCUUUUCCCGGAGUUCGCUGCUCCGUCCCCAGCCUUCCUCCGAGCCUGGAUGGUGGAGAACAGGCGCCCGGGCAGGCUUCUGCGGAGCGACCGGCAGCCGCUCAAGGAGUAUAAACUAGGACGGAGAAAUGAGAUCUGCUUAGAGCCCCUUCGGAAAGAGGAAAACUUGGGCCCCCAGGACAUGCUGCUGAGGACACAGAUGCGCAUCCCCGGCACACGGGCCUAUGUCCCGGCCAUGGACUUGGUGUGGGACACCGCCCGAGGCUGGACUGCCGGCUCCCUGCGGCAGCGAGUUGCCGACUUCUAUUCUCUUCCAGUGGAGAAAACUGAAAUUGCCAAAUACUUUCCUGAAAAGUUCGAGUGGCUUCCAAUAUCUAGCUGGAACCAGCAAAUUACCAAGAGGAAAAAGAAGAAAAAGCAAGAUAAUUUACAAGGUGCACCUUAUUACUUGAAAGAUGGAGAUACUAUUGGUAUUAAGAAUCUGCUGGUUGAUGACGAUGAUGAUUUCAGUACAAUCAGAGAUGACGCUGGGAAAGAAAAACAGAAACAGCUCGCUCUGGGGAAGAAGAAAAGCCAAGAAGCCCUUCGUGCGCACAGCAGCGAUAUGUUCACCAGUGCAGGGAUGCCGGCCCGGCCCAGAGGACCAGAGGCUUCUCUCUCCAUCCACGUUGGGAGUUUCAGAUAGCAGCAGCAGCAGGACAGCUCCGGGGCCGCAGCGCCAGGUUCUACACUCUUGAUGCAACUGCCCAGUCGACUAUGUGGAAGCGGGUUUUGUCAGUUUGUGGAUUGACUGGUUGGUUGCUUGUGUAGCCUCAGAUCCCAAAUCCUCUGCUUCGUUAUGAGCAAAGGGAAGCCAGGCAAAUGCACUUGAUUGCCCAGCUCUGCGACACACCCCAGCCCACAACAGGUGCCAAGCAGCUACUCAUCUCUCACACCUGCCCCAGCCCCCUUUCACCAGAAAAUGCACUACCUGUGCAGUAACCACAGGGAGGGUGGAGCAUGUUGCCUGAGUCUGACGGAUCUGCGUAAAAUACACACUGCUCAAUCCCUUUUUCUUACACUGUCCAGAUGACUGUGUGGGCCAUCUGCAGGGUAGUCUGUGUUUUCCAGAUUUCACGUCCCCCACACCGUUCUGGUCCUCACAUAUUACAUGUCCCCCCAUUGGUCUGAGUUAAAAUUGUGAUUCUGGUGCUGAUAACACCAAGGUCCAGGGUUCAAUCUGAGCUGUGGCCAGCCACCAAGAAAACCAAAAAUGCUGUGAUUCUAUCGUGUUAGCUCCCUUUCCACAAUGAGGAGACAGAUGGACCAUCCUGCAGUUAAAUGUGCUCUUCUAAAGACAAGGAAGCCUCGGCGUGGCCAGCUCCGCAGCUCCCGGGGCUUGGUCUGACCUGAGAUGUCUGUGAUCAGAACGUUCUCGCUGCUGCCCGCAGCACCUCAGCCUGGAGGGAAGCCGUCAUCGCAGACAAGCCCCUCACCACCGUGGGUUUCACGUUGCCCCGGACAGCCUGAGUUGAUAUUCCUGACUAGUCUCAGUUAAAACAGAUGUGAAAAAGAAAAUGUAAACUAAGAUUUUUUCCUUCUUAAUUGAACACAGAUAACUACUCAAUGUUAAGGAAUUAGUUGGUAUUUAUAACAAACACAGCAUCUGUGUUACUGAAUUGACUGAUACAGGACGCCAGGGUGGUAGACUUUCUCAAAGCUGAUUUAGUCUAAAGCAGCUUCCUAAAAAGAUGUAACACAUUCUCAACCUGGUUAUCAUCUGGAUUCCACACGACUCCUCAUCAGCCCUUCUGUCAUUGAUAUUAAAACAGAACUGAAGUGUUGAGAUGGGAAGAAAACGACACCAUCUCAGCCUGCACCCUGGCUUAAGGCAUGUCAGCACACGUUGUUGGCUGUGUCACCUUUCCGUAGAGCCAACGAUAAGCCAGUGGCCCUGCUUUUCCUUCUCCAACACCGUCAAAACCACCGUUGAAGAGGAACCUUCAUCCCUUCUGUACGACUGUCUGAGAGAUUCUGUAUUAUAAAUUAUGUACUCGUUUCUGUUGAAGCACUGGCAUUGUACGAAGCUGGACUUUAACUAAACACUAACUCAAUCUCAGGAGACUUGCACGUGGGUUUCAAUGGCGCCCUUCUAGACGUACAUUGAGGGCUUCGAAUACCAAAACCAUAAACAUUAUGAUUAACCUUUCGUAGCUGGAGGCCCAGCCCUUCUGUGCAUAAGCCAUUGUUUCUUUCACUGUAACGGACGCAUUUCCUUACUAUGCCCCUUCAUCUCAAGGUAAUAAAAUGUUAAUGCCAUAACUGAAAAGCUUUGCUUUUGAGAAGCCAGAGGCCCCAGUGAGCAUUUCCAAAAGUACCAAGAUGAGGCUGGGAGGAUGUGCCCAGAAGUGCCAUCAAGCAGGGCACCUGCAGCCUGGGCCUGUAUGAGCUGCAUUUCUUUCCUUCCUCCCUUUUUGUUUUCUGUUUGUUUUGUUUUUUUAAUUUGGGGAUAAAUUGAAGGUUUGGGGAUAAAUUGAAGGAUGCAGGAAGAAAUCUGUAAGAUUUUGUUAAAGGACAAAUAAACCAUUUUUAAAGUCGUCGUUA
Messenger RNA from Galeopterus variegatus (Sunda flying lemur), 5719 nucleotides. RefSeq names its product ubiquitin specific peptidase 40 (gene USP40). Gene Ontology annotation, molecular function: cysteine-type deubiquitinase activity; cysteine-type endopeptidase activity. Lineage: Eukaryota; Metazoa; Chordata; Mammalia; Dermoptera; Cynocephalidae. Gene Ontology annotation, cellular component: nucleus; cytosol. Gene Ontology annotation, biological process: protein deubiquitination. The coding region runs from base 111 to 3821 and encodes 1236 amino acids. The record is from RefSeq and is a predicted model, not a curated record. The transcript has 32 exons.